Ochotona curzoniae (black-lipped pika) is the source of this 1451-nucleotide messenger RNA. RefSeq names its product SAM pointed domain containing ETS transcription factor (gene SPDEF). Gene Ontology annotation, molecular function: DNA-binding transcription factor activity, RNA polymerase II-specific; sequence-specific DNA binding. The transcript is spliced from 5 exons. Gene Ontology annotation, biological process: cell differentiation; regulation of transcription by RNA polymerase II. Gene Ontology annotation, cellular component: nucleus. The record is from RefSeq and is a predicted model, not a curated record. Lineage: Eukaryota; Metazoa; Chordata; Mammalia; Lagomorpha; Ochotonidae. Bases 30 to 1052 code for a protein of 340 amino acids.
ACACGGCUGCCAGCGCCAGCAGCGGCGGCAUGGGCAGCACCAGCCCUGGCCUGAGCAGCCUGGCCCCUGGCCGCCUCCUGCUGCCCCCCAAUGACACUGUGCUACGAACAGGCCUGGAGAAGGUGGCAGCAGGGGCAGGGGUGGAGCCGGGAGUGUCAGAGAGGCGAGACUGGAGCCCCAGCCCACCUGCCACACCUGAGCAAGGCCUGUCCACCUUCUACCUCUCCUACUUCGACAUGUUGUGCCCUGAUGACAGCAGCUGGGUGGCCAAAGCUCCUGGAGCCAGCAGCCGAGAAGAGUCGCCCGAGGAGCCAGAGCAGUGCCCGGUUAUUGACAGUCAAGCCCCAGGGGGCGGCCUGGACUUGGUGCCCGGCGGGCUGAACUUGGAAGAGCAUUCGCUAGAACAGGUGCAGUCCAUGGUGGUGGGCGAGGUGCUCAAGGACAUUGAGACGGCCUGCAAGCUGCUCAACAUCACGGCAGACCCUGUGGACUGGAGCCCUAGCAACGUGCAGAAGUGGCUCCUGUGGACCGAGCACCAGUACCGGCUGCCACCCGUGGGCAAGGCCUUCCAGGAGCUGGGCGGCAAGGAGCUGUGCGCCAUGUCAGAGGAGCAGUUCCGCCAGCGCUCACCCCUGGGUGGGGACGUGCUACACGCCCACCUGGACAUCUGGAAGUCAGCGGCUUGGAUGCAAGAGAGGACCUCCCCCGGGGCAAUGCACUAUUGUGCCUCGACCAGCAAGGAAAGCUGGACAGACGGCGAGGUGGACUCCUCCUGCUCCGGGCAGCCCAUCCACCUGUGGCAGUUCCUCCGGGAGCUGCUGCUCAAGCCGCACAGCUAUGGCCGCUGCAUCCGGUGGCUCAAUAAGGAGAAAGGUAUCUUCAAAAUUGAGGACUCUGCCCAGGUGGCCCGACUGUGGGGCAUCCGCAAGAACCGCCCGGCCAUGAACUACGACAAGCUGAGCCGCUCCAUCCGCCAGUAUUACAAGAAGGGCAUCAUCCGCAAGCCUGACAUCUCCCAGCGCCUCGUCUACCAGUUUGUGCACCCGGUCUGAGGGCUUCGGUCCCGGCCUGGGCCAGACCCUGGGCUGGAGGAGAUGCGGCGGGCUGCCAGCCUUUUGGAGUCCAAGGUCAGGGAGGGGGGUAGCCUGUUGCUCCCAGGUUGUCAGUGAGCCCUCGGCAGUCUGGGAGAGCGGAUCCCUGGGGCAGGGGCUUCUUCCUCAGGCCUGACAUGCGCUGACUGGUCCACUGAAGGAAGCAGGGAACCAGGGCUACUCUCAGUGUCCCUGGAUCUGUCCCUCUGUGUGUGAAUGGUAGGGGGUGGUGGUCAGGGGGAGACCAUUCUCCAAGGGCUCUGCCCCCCAGGUCUCCCAGAGCAGAGCCUACAGCACAGCAGUGACCUGGCCAAGGCUACCUACAGUUCUCAGCCUGCUAUAUCCCCCUGGCCAUCUAUU